UUUUUUUUUUUUCUUGUACUCUUUUACUUUAUCUGUAUUAUAAAUGUCCAAACCAACUACGUUACUUCAACGAUUAUCAUUAGCAUACAAAUUGAAUAGGUUUCCUUGGAAGAAGAAUGUACUUGUAGGGACCGAUCUCGAUGGAAACGAAUACUGGGAAAUGCCUAGUCCAUUAGGAGGUAGAUACAAACGAUGGGUACAAAUGAAGGAACAUGACGAUUAUGCUGUUUUCAACCAAAAUCAACUUCCAGUACAAUGGCAAGCUUGGUUACGGCACACCCGAACAGAAGCUCCUUCUCUUCAAGAACUAGUUCAAGAACAACGACGACGCUUAAUUAUACAGGAACGAGCAAAGAAAUUAGACGAAGAAUGGCAGCAACGUAAGCUUCAACUCAAGGCAGAACAAGAAGAAGCAGCUCGUAUUGAAGAAUCAAGGCAACAAUCAGAAUCCUCAAAUUCUACGGAACCUACAGGACAAGGUGAUACAUUCGUUCCUGGUGAAUGGACUCCAACUAAUGUUCGACGGUGAUUAUUGCUCAUUCAUAUCUUCUAGAUCAGAUUCAUUCCCAAUUCAUUCAUACACAUAUACACCUUGUUUAUUGAUUUUGAUAGCUAUACAUAGUUAUAUAAAUAG
Messenger RNA from Halteromyces radiatus, 634 nucleotides. RefSeq lists its product as uncharacterized. NCBI's taxonomy places the organism in Eukaryota, Fungi, Mucoromycota, Mucoromycetes, Mucorales, Cunninghamellaceae. Gene Ontology annotation, biological process: mitochondrial respiratory chain complex I assembly. The transcript has 4 exons. The record is from RefSeq and is a predicted model, not a curated record. The coding region runs from base 44 to 529 and encodes 161 amino acids. Gene Ontology annotation, cellular component: membrane.